This is a messenger RNA of Pangasianodon hypophthalmus (striped catfish), 1672 nucleotides long. It is a transcript of the gene zdhhc7, whose product is annotated as zinc finger DHHC-type palmitoyltransferase 7. Gene Ontology annotation, molecular function: protein-cysteine S-palmitoyltransferase activity. Gene Ontology annotation, biological process: peptidyl-L-cysteine S-palmitoylation; protein targeting to membrane. Lineage: Eukaryota; Metazoa; Chordata; Actinopteri; Siluriformes; Pangasiidae. Bases 385 to 1287 code for a protein of 300 amino acids. The record is from RefSeq and is a predicted model, not a curated record. Gene Ontology annotation, cellular component: endoplasmic reticulum; Golgi apparatus. The transcript has 9 exons.
GGAAGAAGAAGAGCAGACAGGCAGAGGAACCCGGAAGUGUGUGCCACUCGCUUUUCAAAAUAUCCACUUAGACCAGGAGGGACGUAUUUUCCUGGCUGGAUAUAAUAAUGAAAUCGGGUGUGUACACUCCACUUUUGCAGAUUUUGGAAAACAGCCGUUGGGUGAAUUAUUUCGGUUAACCCUGUGGAUGUGGCCUUGUCUCUGCUGUCCAGCAGCUCAUCAUGUCAAUGUGAAGUCCACUCUCUGAGUGUAGGAAGUUGCAGAGGUAGCAAUGUAACCUGUUUACAACAGCAGCAGAUUCCGCAGCCAGAAGUGUUUUCAGUGCAGUCGUGUCCCUGCGCAGAGAAACGGAGGUGGUUGUAGUGUGAUUUAGGGUAGAGCAGAAUGCAGACUUCCGGACACCGGCUGCGGGAUGUGGAGCAGCACCAUCCCUUGCUGUCCAGCGGGGAGGAGGAGGUGACCGUGGGCCGGGUCUGGUUCAUCCAGGACGGCUGCGGCAUGGUGUGCGCCUCCAUGACCUGGUUUCUAGUGAUGUACGCAGAAUUCGUGGUGAACUUCGUCAUGCUUCUGCCCUCCAAAAGCUUUUGGUACUCGUUCAUCAACGGCGUGGCGUUCAACUUCUUGGCCGUACUGGCACUAGCGUCGCACAUGCGCACCAUGCUGACAGAUCCGGGAGCUGUUCCGAAGGGAAAUGCCACUAAGGAAUACAUGGACAGUCUACAGCUGAAACCGGGGGAAGUCAUUUACAAGUGCCCUAAAUGCUGCAGCAUCAAACCAGAGAGAGCUCAUCACUGCAGCAUCUGCAAGAGAUGCAUCAGGAAAAUGGAUCAUCACUGUCCCUGGGUGAACAACUGCGUUGGAGAAAACAACCAGCGAUACUUUGUGCUGUUCACUAUGUACAUCGCUUCAAUCUCUCUGCAUGCCCUCUGUCUCAGUGGUUUCCACUUCUUCACCUGCGUCAAAGUCCAGUGGAACGAGUGUAGUGACUUCUCCCCUCCCGUGGCUGUCAUGCUCCUCAUUUUCUUGUGUCUGGAGGCUCUCCUCUUCCUCACCUUCACCGCUGUCAUGUUCGGCACCCAGAUUCACUCCAUCUGCAACGACGAGACGGAGAUCGAGAGGCUGAAGAACGAGAAGCCGACGUGGGAGCGGCGAGUGCGCUGGGACGGGAUGAAGGCUGUGUUCGGAGGCCCGCCGUCUCUCCUGUGGUUCAACCCUUUCGCUGGACUGAGACUGCGACGCCUCCUGAUGAUCCACGCUCGGAAGGGCGGCUCCGAGUUCGCCGUCUGAGCCGAGGAAGCUCACGUUUCUCCGCACGUCAGCGUACCAGCGUGCCUGUUAAGACCCCACGCGUAGAGGACACAUGGCACAAUGACGCAGGUACGGGGACUCGGGGAAGAGAGAGUGUAAUAAUCCUGAGGCCUAGUGGAGGAGAAGGGCCUAAAUAUGAUGAACUACCUGUUAAAACCACUGGACCUCAACCGAAGGAUCAUUUUUACUUUGGCUUCUCUUGGCUGGGUCUGACCUUUAUUUUUUUUUUCCCGUGAAUAGAUUUAUUAUUUUUUUUUGCUUUGUUUUGUUUUUAAAGGACUCUUUUUUCUGUAUUUUGUUGAAAACAGACCUUUAAGAAGAAAAAAAAAAAAAAACAUGAACAAUCUCAAAGUUCAUUUGAACA